This is a messenger RNA of Linum trigynum, 2629 nucleotides long. NCBI's taxonomy places the organism in Eukaryota, Viridiplantae, Streptophyta, Magnoliopsida, Malpighiales, Linaceae. The record is from the annotation of a GenBank genome assembly.
AACGAGUUUCGCAGUUCUUAUGAGCAGUUUGGUAUUAUUUUGCAGACAUCUUGCACAGAUACCCCACAACAGAAUGGCGUUGUCGAACGCAAGCAUCACCACCUCUUAGAAACCACGCGUGCUUUGUGGUUUCAGGCUAAUCUUCCUCUUGAUUUUUUGGGCGAGUGUCUGCUCACCGCGGCAUAUUUAAUCAAUCGCAUGACUCUAGUUAACACUGAGAAUCGGUCCCCUUUUGAGAUUAUGUUCGGCAAAGACCUGAAUUACCGUCACUUGCGAAGUUUUGGGUUCCUGGUGUAUGCUUGCGAUAAUCGACAUAGUCUGGAUAAUUUUUUUGAUAGGGGACGCACUUGAAUAUUAGUUGGCUACCCUAGUACUCAACGGGGCUAUCGAGUUUUUGAUCUUGAAGACACGCACAUUUACACAUCACUGGACGUGAAAUUUCUCGAGGAUGUGUAUCCUUACCACGUCAGCACUGAUCCUUCCUCCAUGUUCAUGCAUGCCACGUCUUUUCGACCUACUCCUGUUGUGAUGAGCCGAUUUGGGAUGAGGACUAGGUUUAUGAGUUCUCCUCUCCUCCUUGUAUUUCCUCUCAUCCCUAACCAGUUGAUCCUUCUCCUCCAGCUGCCGGUUCUGAUGCAUUGUCCUCCCAUAGUUCUCUGGCACGAGCUCCUCUCCUUCCGGUUCCCCAACCGAGAGCUCUCCUUCCGCGGGUUCGGAUGGUGCUUCCUCUUACUCGACACCGCCCACUGUAGCCCCAGUUGCCCCAGUUCAUGUUGUUGCGCCACCUCUUCGACGGGGUGACCGCCAGCGCAAGCCAUCCGUCAAGCUCCAUGGAUUUGACGUUGAUCUCCCCAAUUUUGCUGGGCAUAGUACAACUGUCUAUCCUAUUGAAGAUUAUUUGACAUAUCACCAUCUUUCACAGGCUCAUCAUGCCUUUGUCGCCACGGUCACGAGUCAUGAUGAACCUCAGUAUUUUCCUUAGGCAGUUAGUCAUGAACAUUGGCGUGCCGCCAUGGUUGUUGAGUAUCGCGCCCUUGAGACUAAUGGGACAUGGGAGCUCUGUUACUUGCCCCCUGGAAAGCGCGUCAUUGCUUGUAAGUGGGUUUAUAAAAUCAAUUUCAAUGUCUAUGGUACCGUUGAAUGUUUUAAGACUCGUCUAGUUGCUAAAGAUUUCACUCAGAUCGAGGGCAUUGUUUACCAUGAUACCCUUACUCUGGUUGCUAAAUUGGUGAUUGUCUGUUGCCUCCUUGUUGUUACUGUCAGUCGAGGAUGGUUCAUUCAUCAACUUGACGUCAAUAAUAACUUUUUACACGGGGAUCUCGAUGAGGAAGUUUACAUGACGAUUCCUCAAGGCUUCUUCACUCCUGGUGACACUCGUGUUUGUCGCCUCUGUAAGUCUAUCUACGGUCUUCGCCAGACUUCUCGCAACUGGUACCAGAAGUUUACGCAGUCAUUAUUGGACCUUCACUUUGUUCAGAGUCUUGCAUAUUACGCUCUUUUCACUUACCGGCGUGGUGCGAGCUUCGUCGUGGCCCUUAUCUAUGUUGAUGAUGUUAUCUUAACCGGUAACGACAUGACUUUUAUUCAACGCGUCAAGGACUUUUUUCAUGCUCGCUUUACCAUCAAGGAUUUCGGCGACCUGAAGUAUUUUCUCGGUAUAGAGGUUGCUCGUUCACCUCGUGGGAUGGUUUUGAAUCAACGCAAAUAUGUGCUUGACAUACUUGCCGAGUCUGGCCUCACGGCUGCACGCCCUAGUCCCACGCCCAUCGAGCAGAGUCACCAUCUGGGUCGUGCCUCUUCUACUCUAGCGGCGGAUCUUGCUUCCUUCUGCCGACUCGUAGGCCGGCUUCUUUAUCUCACAGUAACUCGUCCAGACAUUACCUAUGCGGUCAACCUUCUCAGCCAGGCAGUCCAUUCCCCGACCACACGUCGAUGUGGUUGCUCGUGUGCUUCGGUAUCUCAAAUCAUGUUCGGGUCGUGGUCUAUUUCUUCCAAUUUCGAUCGAUCUCAGCUAACGGCCUAUUGCGAUGUUGAUUGGGAUGGGUGUCCUCUCACACGUAGCGCGACUACAGGGUUCUUCAUCACCUUGGGUUCCUCUCCCAUUUUUUGGUGUACUGAGAAGCAGCCAGUUGUUGCCCCUUCCUCAGCUGAGGCGGAGUUUCGUGCUAUGGCUGACACAGUUAGUGAAGUCUUAUGGCUUCGGUGGCUUUUACGUGAUUUGGGUGUCCAUCUUCAAGGCCACCCCUCGGCGAAUCCGGUGUUUCAUGAGCGCACCAAGCACGCCGAGAUGGACUAUCACUUUGUUUGCGAAUGAGUUCGGUCGGGUGAUGUUCUCCCUCUCAAGAUUGCUAGUGCAGAUCAACCGUCGGAUAUUUUUACCAAGGAUCUUAGCGUUGAUCGAUUCUCCCAUCUUCUGAUCAAGUUUGGACUUCUUGAUAUUCUUUCCUUCGCUUGAGGGGGAGUGUUGUAAUCUCAAGACUUAUUAUUAAGUGUGGGAUCUUAUUGUAAUUAGCCAACCAACCUGUGUUUAAUGUUGUUAGGGUUUGGCUUGACGUGUACCUAAGGGGGAGCAAGCUUAUGUUAACUACCCAACUGAAAAACCUAAGAUCAAUAACAGAAUAGCCGAGAA